GAGACGACGAGAGCAGUGACCGCGCAAGGUCGACCUCGAGGCAGAGGCACGCGAUUAUGGUGCACCAUUAUCAUCGUCGCCGCGGCCUCCAGGCGACCCACCACUGUGCCAUUGGGAGUCGCGUAGGCACAUGCGUCUCGCUCUUCCAGGUUCUUCUGUUGAUUCUCAGCCUCGGGCUGCCUGUGCUCGAUAACGGUGGCCUUGCCCUAGCGUGCGGACCCGGUAGAGGUGCCGGCCGACGGCCGAAUCUGAGGAAGCUUACUCCUCUGGUCUUCAAACAGCAUGUGCCAAAUGUCAGCGAGAACACCUUACCGGCGAGCGGACUCAGCGAGGGACGGGUGUCUAGAUAUGACCCCAGGUUUCGAGACCUGGUACCCAAUUAUAACACGGACAUCAUCUUUAAGGACGAGGAAGGCACCGGCGCCGAUCGUCUCAUGACACAGAGGUGCAAGGAGAAACUCAACACUUUGGCGAUUUCGGUGAUGAACCAAUGGCCCGGAGUGAAACUGCGAGUGACGGAGGCCUGGGACGAAGAUAAUGCGCACGCGAUAGAUUCUCUGCACUACGAGGGACGAGCCGUCGAUGUAACGACGAGCGAUCGCGAUCUCUCCAAGUACGGGAUGCUGGCGAGACUCGCGGUUGAGGCUGGCUUCGACUGGGUCUACUACGAAUCCAGGUCGCACAUACAUUGCUCCGUCAAGUCUGAAUCAUCUUCAGCGGGCAAGUCUGGUGGUUGCUUUCCCGGGGGGAGCCUGGUCCGAACGGAGGAUGGCAGUACGAAGAGGCUGGACGAGGUGCACCUUGGCGAGCGUAUCGCCGCUCUGGACUCCCGUGGCGACGUUGUGUACAGCGAGGUGAUCGCUUUCUUGGAUCGUUCUCCAUCCGAGAGGAGACAGUUCGUCCGAGUGACGACCGAGUCCGGUCGGGUGCUCACGUUAACGCCGGCGCAUCUGGUGCCGGUGGAGGGUCGGUCGUCGGUGUUUGCCGGCAGCGUGCAACCCGGCGACAGGAUCCUCGUGAGCGACAUCGACGCGGCGAUCGCGACGAACGAGGUGGACAGUCGUAUGCGAUGGGACAGCGUCGUCGAGACGAAGUUGGUCCUCGAGGAAGGUGUUUACGCCCCGCUUACGAUGGAGGGCACCCUCCUCGUAGACGACGUCGUCGCGUCCUGCUACGCCGUCGUCAACAGUCAGUCGGUGGCGCAUUACUCCUUCCUGCCGCUGAGGAUUUGGCACAGCGUGACAUCCUUUUUCUUGCAAAGGCUGGACGACGCGAAACACUUUGUGGCGAGACACAGCAAUGCGUCCGGAACGGAGCCGACGGCGGGCGGAGAGCAAGAGGGUGUCCACUGGUACGCUUCGAUGCUCUAUUCGCUGUCAUCCUACGUGUUGCCGUCGAAGAUGCUCUACAACUGA
Wasmannia auropunctata (little fire ant) is the source of this 1415-nucleotide messenger RNA. It is a transcript of the gene hh, whose product is annotated as sonic hedgehog protein A. NCBI's taxonomy places the organism in Eukaryota, Metazoa, Arthropoda, Insecta, Hymenoptera, Formicidae. Gene Ontology annotation, molecular function: calcium ion binding; patched binding. The transcript is spliced from 3 exons. Bases 57 to 1415 code for a protein of 452 amino acids. Gene Ontology annotation, biological process: cell fate specification; multicellular organism development; regulation of gene expression. The record is from RefSeq and is a predicted model, not a curated record.